UAAAAACACAUUUUUGACAUCUCCUAAACUGUAGGUCCACUUACCAACAACAUUUCUGUGGAUCAUUAUCAAAAGUUUCAUAAAUCUUGUUGAUAUCUUAUUUAGUUUUCAAGAUAUUGACCGAUGAACUUCAAAAAGGCUUGGCUCAGCACAUAAAUAGACCAAAAUCAACAACCAUUGGACCAAUUAUCACAGGACUUGCAGGAUAUGUCCACCCCGCUGGUAUAGCCAAGGGCAGCUUGGAUAAGGGUGCAUCCACAAAGAAAGAGGGACUCGAUCCAGCGAGCAACGGAGAGGAGAAGCCAGAUGGAGACAGUGAGGUAGUAGCCAGACUGGCCUCUUCCCCUGCAGCUGAGGCAAUGCUCAACGGCAGCGAAUGUGACAACAUGAGGCACAAGAGCCCGACACAUGGCUCUGCAACAGGAAACAAGACUUUACUGUUGGUAAAUGAAAAUGGCAUGUCAGACGCGGAGCCACCGCACGGCUCCGUUACUGGCAGCAAUGGAUUCAUUCUCAUUAAACAACAGCAGCAGGAAGGCAGCUCUGCAGCGACGCCAGGUUUGGGAGUUUCCCCUCACAGGACUAACUGGUUGCCUUCGGGCUCACCGACAGGGGGACACACGACCAAACCCCUCCCCACCUCGGCGUCUGGGUGCGCACAAAGUCCAGGUGCACUAAGGACUGACCCCAGUACAGGGGCUAUGUCAGGACAGGGGGCACCAGACACUAAAAAUGGCACAGGCCCAUCUCCUGCCCCGGCUCCAGCGCCCGUCACGAUACACAGGGCGCGCAAGACCAUGUCUAGACCUGCCGUUAGCCCGGCACAAAAGCUUCUUAACAGGGAAUUAAGAGAAGCAAAGAGUGCCAAAAUGGAGACUCAAGUUGCACCUGAUGCGCAGAAAUCCUCGCAGCAGUCCUCCGCUCAGAACCAUCUACCUCAGAGUCCUCCGGAUACGCCAGCUUCAGCACAAACAGCUCCAUCAGCUUCACCAGCAGCACCUCCACCAACUCCAGCUCCUGCAGCCACUUCAGCUCCUCCGGCUCCUCCGGCUCCUCCGGCUCCUCCAGCUCCUCCAGCUGCGGCACCAGCCAAGAUCCAACUAGGCUCUUACUCAGGAGGAUUGUCAUCCCGUAAGAAAAAGAGGAGGAUGGGAACGUAUAGCCUGGUUCCCAAGAAGAAAACCAAAGUGCUCAAGCAGAGAACUAUGCUGGAAAUGUUCCCACAGUCUGCCAAGAGCCCACCGACUAAAGAGGUAGCAAACAUUAACGGUGAGAAGGUUGAAAAUGCAUCUGAGGAGGAGGAGUCAGAAGAGGUGGAGUCUGAGGAAGAGGAACGACAGCAGCAAGCAAGUCGAACAUAUGAACCCAUCCCCCAGGCGGGUGAUGAGCAGGAAUCUGAAGACUCGGGAGAAGAAUAUGGAGAGGAGGAGGGCACAGAAUCUGACUUGAGCUCGGAGUCUAGUCUGAAGAAGAAGUUGAAAAAGAAAACAAAAGGAGACAGCGCUUGGCUCAGGCCAUCCAGGAAACGAAAAAGGAGGAUAAAGGCCAAAGAAACUGAGGAGGUGGUUCAGCCUCAGGCUUCAGCUCAGGCCCAGGCAGACGAGAAGGAGUAUACACAGAUCCCCCCACCUGAGUCUGUCAACCUCAACAAGCCCCAAGAGCCUGAUGCACCUUCUCAGAACAAAGACACUUCAGGGUCAGCAGUCGAAGAGGCUCAGGAGCUCCCACUCUGCAGCUGCCGCAUGGAGACACCCAAGAGUCGAGAGAUUCUCAUCCUGGCAGACAGGAAAUGUAUGGCCACCGAAAGCGUUGACGGACAGCUGACCCGCUGCCAGAGCGCCGUACUGAAACAUGAAAUGAUGCGUCCCUCCAACUCAGUGCAGCUGCUGGUUCUGUGUGAAGACCACCGUAAUGGCAUGGUGAAGCACCAGUGCUGCCCCGGCUGUGGCUUCUUCUGCAGGGCUGGUACCUUCAUGGAGUGCCAACCAGACGUCAGCAUCUCUCACCGUUUCCAUCGUGCCUGUGCCUCAGUGCUGAAAGGUCAAAGCUUCUGUCCCCACUGUGGAGAGGAGGCCAGCAAGGCCAAGGAGGUCACCAUCGCCAAGGCAGACACCACUUCCACUGUACCCCCUGUGCUCACUCAUGGACCUGCCACACCCGGGGCCUCCGAGGGCCGGGCGGACACCACCACUGGCAGCUCUUCUCGUCUGGCUAUGGGUGCUGAGGUCAGCGGCAGGGCUGACAGCUCACUGCCCAUUCGUUCUCCACAUGGUCUCGACCCCUCUGCUGUUCCCGGGUCAUCUAGGGCCGCAAUGCUGCAGGCCAGUAUGGGAACAACAGUGCCACCUACAGUCCCUCCAGGACCACCCAGAGAAACUUUUGAGAGCAUCCUGGUAGCUCUCGACACAGAGAAGCCCAAGAAGCUUCGUUUUCAUCCCAAGCAACUUUACCUCUCAGCCAAACAGGGAGAACUCAAGAAGGUCUUGCUUAUGUUGGUGGAUGGUAUCGACCCUAACUUUAAGAUGGAGUCUCAGAACAAACGCACCCCACUCCACGCUGCAGCUGAAGGAGGACACAAAGACAUCUGCCACAUGCUCGUACAGGCUGGUGCGAACUUGGAUAUGUGUGAUGAAGAUCAGCGGACGCCACUGAUGGAGGCCUGUGAGAACAACCACAUGGAGGUGGUCAUGUAUUUGCUGAGAGCUGGAGCCAGCGCCACACACAAGGAUGUAGAGGGGUUCACGUGUCUCCACCUAGCGGCAAAGUCUGGCCAUUACAACAUUGUUGAGCACCUUCUUACCACAGGAUUGAUCAACAUAAACUGUCAGGAUGAUGGAGGUUGGACAGCCAUGAUCUGGGCGACAGAGUACAAACAUGUGGACCAGGUGAAGCUUCUUCUGACCAAAGGAGCUGACAUCAGUAUCAGAGACAAGGAAGAGAAUAUCUGCCUUCACUGGGCAGCAUUCUCCGGCAGCGUGGAGAUUGCUGAGCUGCUAUUGAACACCCGCUGUGAUCUCCAGGCAGUCAACAUCCACGGAGACUCUCCUCUACACAUCGCUGCUCGGGAGAAUCGUCUGGAUUGUGUCACGCUUUUCCUGUCUCGAGGAGCAGAUGUGUUUCUGAAGAAUCGUGAGGGAGAAACUCCUCCAGAUUGCUGCAGCCACAACUCAAAGGCCUGGGCGGCCCUCCAGGCCAACAGGAGGGAGAGGGACGCCAAGAACGCCGGGCUCAAUCGAGCAGAGGAAAAAGCUCUUCACAGUGACAUAGCUCUGGGGCAGGAGAGAGUCCCCAUUCCCUGUGUCAACGCUGUCGACAGUGAACCUUACCCAGAUGACUACAAAUACAUCCCAGAAAACUGUGUCACCUCUCCCAUGAACAUCGACAGGAACAUAACACACUUACAGUACUGUGUCUGUAAGGAGGACUGUUCGACAAGUAUCUGCAUGUGUGGACAACUCAGUCUGCGCUGCUGGUACGACAAGAGCGGGCGUCUUCUCCCUGAAUUCUGCCGUGAGGAGCCUGCCAUUAUCUUUGAGUGUAACCAUGCGUGCUCCUGUUGGAGGACCUGCAAGAACCGCGUAGUACAAAAUGGACUCAGGACCAGGCUUCAGCUCUUCAGGACCAGUAAGAAGGGCUGGGGUGUCCGGGCACUGGAAGACAUACCGCAGGGGACCUUUAUAUGCGAGUACGUCGGUGAGAUCAUCUCCGAAGCAGAAGCAGAGAUGAGGCAAAAUGACGCUUACCUGUUCAGCCUGGAUGAUAAGCCACAAGAUCUAUACUGCAUAGAUGCCCGUUUCUAUGGAAACAUCAGCCGUUUCCUCAACCACAUGUGUGAGCCCAACUUGUUUGCGUGUCGAGUGUUCACGACGCACCAGGACCUGCGUUUUCCACACAUUGCCUUCUUCGCCAGUGAAAACAUAAAGGCUGGAGAGGAGCUUGGAUUUAACUACGGCGACCACUUCUGGGAAGUCAAAAGCAAGCUGUUUAGCUGCGAAUGUGGCUCUUCUAAGUGCAAGUACUCAUCAGCAGCCAUGGCGUCGCUGCAGGCAGACAGCACACCUGAGGACCAGCAGCAGCCCAGCGCAUCACCUGACACCAGCUCUUCCAACAGUCCCUCCAGUCCUUCUUAAAAACUUCCUCACACUAACCUUCAGUACACGUACAUAUAACUGACGGACACACAGGGAUGCCUGUCUUUAUCCUCUAUGACCUUUGAACUUUUAUCAGUGAACUUGUACUGUACCUCCACUUAUGAUUAAACCCAUGGACCAUCAACCUUCGUAAAAACCCAUAAAAAGUUGUGACAGAGCAAGAUGCACAAUCCAGGAACUUACUGCUCCUUUAUUCCACCUUGUUUAACCGGAGAGCAAGGGGCGGUGUUGUCACGCUCAGCAAACAAUAAACAGUCUUUACAUUUUGUACAUAACUUUACUGGGAAGGAUAACUGUGCAUUUAGUCUUUCUUGUCUUUUUUUUUUAAGAUAAUUUGUUGAUAGCGUUAAAUGACUUUUCUCAGAGUCAUCAAAGAAUUUCCGGGACGAGGGUAUCGUCUUUUUUGCAAAGACAACCUCGGCAUACAGCUGGGUGAUACUUGUUUGACCUUUGCGGUCAUUAAUCACGAACCAUUCCAGCAAAAUUAGCUGAUAAAUAUUGAAUUAUGUUGCCACUUUUUUGUGUCAUCUUCCUUGCAGUGUUUGAAAGGACAUGUCCAACAUUUGCCACCGCAGCUGAACAUGAAUUAACUGAAAUGAUGUUAAAGACAAAAAUUGUACAAAAAGUGGACUGUUUUUUAAUUUGCUACUCAAGUGAGUAUAGAUUGUCCAAUAGAAAGAUGCUGUAUUACUCCUCAAAAAUGAGGUGUUUCUAGUCUGAAUAAAUUGGCCGACCUUUUUAUUAAGCAUGUUUAAGGGGAUCUUAAUGUGUCAGAUAUUUUCCCACAGUUGUGGAAGAAUUGAUUAAACUGAAACAGAGUUUAAAAAAACAAGAAAAUGGUGCUCACAAAGGUUUUUACUUUUGUUUUCAUUUUUAUUACCCAAGUGAACAUAGUUUGUAAAAUAAGAGAACAUUUUAAGUUUUUUAUGUUUAGUUUUAUCUCCAGUUUUCUAAUCGUAGUUACUGUAGUUAGUCUGUUUAUAAUUUUGUUUCAUGAUUUUGCCGACAGAAACCAACCUGUCUUUUUAAAUGUUGUUAGUAAAGCAGUAUCUGUUGUGCAAACUCUUGAAAGGUAUAAAUGAAAAAAAAGGUUAUAAAAAUGCACUUCCAUUACGUUCUGUUACAUAUUCCUGGACCUUGAACCAUCCAUCUAAUUGGUUGUGUCUUUUUCAAUAAAUUUAAUACUAAUGCA
Molecule: messenger RNA, 5343 nt
Organism: Thunnus maccoyii (southern bluefin tuna)
Lineage: Eukaryota; Metazoa; Chordata; Actinopteri; Scombriformes; Scombridae
Gene: ehmt1b
Product: euchromatic histone-lysine N-methyltransferase 1b
Exons: 26
Coding region: 360-4130 (1256 amino acids)
Cellular component (GO): nucleus
Molecular function (GO): protein-lysine N-methyltransferase activity; histone methyltransferase activity; p53 binding
Source: RefSeq, a predicted model, not a curated record